Messenger RNA from Entamoeba invadens IP1, 1305 nucleotides. Its product is annotated as RNA polymerase II ctd phosphatase, putative. Bases 1 to 1305 code for a protein of 434 amino acids. Gene Ontology annotation, molecular function: RNA polymerase II CTD heptapeptide repeat phosphatase activity. Lineage: Eukaryota; Evosea; Mastigamoebida; Endamoebidae. The transcript has a single exon. The record is from RefSeq and is a predicted model, not a curated record.
AUGAACCAAAAUUGUAAGUGUAACCAUGACCAAAUCAACUCGUUAGGUUUUUGUCUCGACUGUUAUGAAGAAGUCACUAACACUGAUAAUUACGUCCAAGUCUCUAAAGACGUCUUCAUGACAAAGUCAUGUGCAGAACAACAAAUCCGUGCUACAACGCAAAAUCUCAUAAAUAAACAAAAACUCUCUUUAUUAUUAGAUCUCGACAGCACUAUUAUUUUUACAGACCAAACUCACCUGUACGAUUUGGACGAAAUCCCAGAAAAUGUCGACACGUCACCAGAACGUGGAUUUUUCUUCCAAAUUCCCGAAUACAGUAAAAAGGUCUUUGUGUAUUUCCGUGACGGGAUUGUAGCAUUUAUGACUAAACUCAUCACUUUGUAUGAGAUUCAUGUUGUCACUCUUGGACAAAAAGAUUAUGCGAUGGCUAUAGUUGAAGCUCUCAAUAAACUUCCAGGGGGACCUUUUAUCAAUGGGAAGAUUGUGUGCAGCGAAGAUUGCAUUUCAGAGAUUUUGAAAGAUGAUGGAGAUUUUCAAAAUGAUGGGCUGAUUGAGAGAAAUGAGGAUACGGAAAGAAGGGCAGUAAAACGCACAGUUCCGGGAAUGGGGAGCGAAGAGGUGCAGAUUGUCGUUGACGACAGGAUUGACGUUUGGGACAAUCACAAUGUUUUACAGAUCCAAGAAUUCGUUCUGCCCAACAGCGAAAACGUCAAAGAUAACGAACUUGAAAGAAUCUCGGAGAUUUUGAAAUACGUCCACACCGAAUUUUUUGGCGGAAAGAGCAACGUCAGGGUAAUACUUUCAGAGAUGCGAGAACAUAUUCUGAAAGGGAAAAAAAUCUACUUCUCAAAACCGAAAGGUGGCGAAACGAAAAUGAACAAAAUGACUGAAUUCAUUUGGAAUGCCAUUAAACGAAAUUGUGAAAUGAUGGGUGCGGUCAUGCAGAGUUUAGUUCGAGUCGAUGGAGAAAAUAAAACAGAUCUUAUAAUUGAUGCAAAGCCUUAUAAUGGUAUUAAAGCAGUCAAUUGUGGUUUUAUAAUGAUGAGUUGGAUUAUGAUGGAGGAAAUGAAGCUUGAGAAAUUUGAGAUCACAGAUGAUAAUUCACAAUACAAAGAGAUAACUAAAGAUGAGAUUUGGGAAGAUAGAAAAAGAGGUGAUUCAGAUGACGGAACGACAACAAACUUGAGCGAAUAUACAGACGAUUCAUCAGAUUCUUCAGACGAAUCAUCUGAGGAAAAAAACACAGAGGAAUACAAAAACAAACAAAAACUCAUUCGAGCAUGUAUCGAGAGAAACAAAAAGUGA